This is a messenger RNA of Bicyclus anynana (squinting bush brown), 1086 nucleotides long. RefSeq names its product serine/arginine-rich splicing factor 4. NCBI's taxonomy places the organism in Eukaryota, Metazoa, Arthropoda, Insecta, Lepidoptera, Nymphalidae. Bases 164 to 970 code for a protein of 268 amino acids. The transcript is spliced from 3 exons. The record is from RefSeq and is a predicted model, not a curated record.
AGUUGUCUAUGGUAAAUGAAUUUCUGUGGAAUUUUCGUUUUGUUGUGUGAUGUGAAAACAGGACCACCGGACAAUAAAUCCAAUUUUACGCAAUUUUUGUUACGCUAACCGCUUUGUAGUGAUUUUUCGAGGGCCAAAAUAAUUUUAACUAUCCGCCAGCUAAAUGCCACGCGAAAAAAGUAGAUAUCGGGAUCGGCGGAGUUCCUCAUACAGCUCGGAAUCAUCGCACGAACGUAAAAAAUCGAAAAGCAAACACAGGCGACGUUCGCGGUCGACAGAUAGAUCCGAAUCAAGCAGUCACAGAAGGAGACGGUCCAGCUCACGUUCCAAGCACAGACGAAGGAGUUAUUCUAGAAGCGUUUCCAGAGAACGUUAUGAGAGUAAGUCUCGACGUCGAUCCACUUCUCGAUCGAGAUCUAAAAGGUCUAGACACUCUAGGGCGCGCUCUCGAUCAAGAUCUCACAGCCACUCGAAGUAUAGUAAGUCCAGUAAACAGCACAGGAGGCGAUCUCGCUCAAGCAGCAGGGGAAGCAGAGCUAGUUUGUUUGAUAUUGAACCUAGAAAACUCAACUUAGAUGACACUGAUAUUAAAAUUGAAAAGGCAAUCAAGGCAGCUGAGGCAGCAGGACUGACAAUGACAAAAAUACCAACAUAUGAAUACAAAGAUGUUGAAGUAAAAGAGGAAAUGCCCACAAUUCAUGACAGAAACUUAAUAGCGGAACUGAACAGUGAUAGCUUUGUACAAAAACCAUUCAUCUCUUCAAAAAGCAAGAAACAGUCACAAAAUAUUAUAAUUGAUUUAAAUGCUGAAACAGUGAGUUUACCUAAAGCUGAAGUUAAGGUUCAGAAUGAUGAUUCAAUUAUAAAUUUUGAAGAAAUACCUAGCCAUGAGGAACUAAAGGAAAUGUGGAUUAAGAAGCUUUAUCAAUUCAGAAAGAAGAUGCUUAAAGAUGAAUUACAAAUAAACUAAUUAAAUUAAUUUAUUAUCUAUUUAAUUUUAUGUACAUAUCUAGGCUUAUGUUAAAUAUUUUUUUUAUAUUAUAUCAUGUUGAAAGUACUGAAUUGGAAUAGAUAUAUUCAAUGUAA